This is a messenger RNA of Piliocolobus tephrosceles (Ugandan red Colobus), 1061 nucleotides long. RefSeq names its product gamma-aminobutyric acid type A receptor subunit alpha3 (gene GABRA3). The coding region runs from base 192 to 1061 and encodes 289 amino acids. The record is from RefSeq and is a predicted model, not a curated record. Gene Ontology annotation, cellular component: membrane. Gene Ontology annotation, molecular function: extracellular ligand-gated monoatomic ion channel activity; GABA-A receptor activity. Gene Ontology annotation, biological process: monoatomic ion transmembrane transport. Lineage: Eukaryota; Metazoa; Chordata; Mammalia; Primates; Cercopithecidae. The transcript has 8 exons.
UCAGGCUGUCUCCUAAGCACGCCCCGGAUAUUCCUGAUGACAGCACUGACAACAUCACUAUCUUCACCAGAAUCUUGGAUCGUCUUCUGGACGGCUAUGACAACCGGCUGCGACCUGGGCUUGGAGAUGCAGUGACUGAAGUGAAGACUGACAUCUACGUGACCAGUUUUGGACCUGUGUCAGACACUGACAUGGAGUACACUAUUGAUGUAUUUUUUCGGCAGACAUGGCAUGAUGAAAGACUGAAAUUUGAUGGCCCCAUGAAGAUCCUUCCACUGAACAAUCUCCUGGCUAGCAAGAUCUGGACACCUGACACCUUCUUCCACAAUGGCAAGAAAUCGGUGGCUCAUAACAUGACCACGCCCAACAAGCUGCUCAGAUUGGUGGACAACGGUACCCUCCUCUACACAAUGAGGUUAACAAUUCAUGCCGAGUGUCCCAUGCAUUUGGAAGAUUUUCCCAUGGAUGUGCAUGCCUGCCCACUGAAGUUUGGAAGCUAUGCCUAUACAACAGCUGAAGUGGUUUAUUCUUGGACUCUCGGAAAGAACAAAUCUGUGGAAGUGGCACAGGAUGGUUCUCGCUUGAACCAGUAUGACCUGCUGGGCCAUGUUGUUGGGACAGAGAUAAUCCGGUCUAGUACAGGAGAAUAUGUCGUCAUGACAACCCACUUCCAUCUCAAGCGAAAAAUUGGCUACUUUGUGAUCCAGACCUACUUGCCAUGUAUCAUGACUGUCAUUCUGUCACAAGUGUCGUUCUGGCUCAACAGAGAGUCUGUUCCUGCCCGUACAGUCUUUGGUGUCACCACUGUGCUUACCAUGACCACCUUGAGUAUCAGUGCCAGAAAUUCCUUACCUAAAGUGGCAUAUGCGACGGCCAUGGACUGGUUCAUAGCCGUCUGUUAUGCCUUUGUAUUUUCUGCACUGAUUGAAUUUGCCACUGUCAACUAUUUCACCAAGCGGAGUUGGGCUUGGGAAGGCAAGAAAGUACCAGAGGCCCUGGAGAUGAAGUCUCUGUCUCCUCUGCCACUAUGUGGUAGUCAGAGUUCCGGGAUGUUCUCAUAA